Argiope bruennichi is the source of this 3040-nucleotide messenger RNA. RefSeq names its product serine/arginine-rich splicing factor 7-like. Gene Ontology annotation, biological process: mRNA splicing, via spliceosome. Bases 85 to 603 code for a protein of 172 amino acids. Gene Ontology annotation, cellular component: nuclear speck. Gene Ontology annotation, molecular function: RNA binding; zinc ion binding. Lineage: Eukaryota; Metazoa; Arthropoda; Arachnida; Araneae; Araneidae. The record is from RefSeq and is a predicted model, not a curated record. The transcript has 5 exons.
CAAAGAUAUUUGUUUUGUUUUUCAAUUUCGAUCGUCCGUUAUUGUUUGAUUGAUUUAUAAGCCAGUAUAAAAAACAAAAAAAGCAUGUCAAGUAGAUACAGAGAUAGUGGAUGUCCCCCUGAUUGCAAGGUUUAUGUUGGAGAUUUAGGUAACAGUGGAACAAAGCAUGAAAUAGAAGAUGCUUUCAGCUAUUAUGGGCCUCUCCGAAAUGUUUGGGUUGCUAGGAAUCCACCUGGAUUUGCCUUUGUUGAGUUUGAGGAUUCUCGUGAUGCUAGGGAUGCAGUUAGAGGGUUGGAUGGAAAAUUACUUUGUGGCCGAAGAGUAAGAGUUGAACUAUCCACUGGACGUUCUCGAAGUUCUUUUAGAGGGCCGCCACCUCGCCCAUUUCAUCCAGAUGAUCGAUGUUAUGAUUGUGGGGAACGAGGACAUUAUGCAAGAGACUGUAAACGUGUUAGCAAGAGGAGCCGUCGAAGUAGAUCUCGGUCUCGAGGUCGUUCUGCUAGUAGAAGCCGUUCUCCAAGCCAUUCUGCAAGCCGGAGUCGCAGUAUCACUCGAAGUCGCACUAGGAGCCGAAGCAAGUCUCUGUCUAGAGGAAGAACAUGAUCUGGCUGUCAGUUCCCUUUCAUCAUAAUUUACAAUAUUUGGAAUAUUAUUAAGCAUUUAUUUUAAACUGUAGGCUAUUAUUUUUUGUUUUUAUACUCUAGACAUGAUAUAUUUUGUUUCAUCCAAGAAUUUUCACUUGCCACUUACAUGAAUUUCAUUAGUUUAUCAAUGAUAUAUUGACCUUGCCAUCAAGUUAUUUCAUAGUACAUGGUAUUUCAUAUAUAUAUAUUCAAGGUAUUUGUUGCAAUGUUUUCUUUUUAUCCUUUAUUAUCAGUUUUGUGUACUUUUAGCAUGUUUGUUAUGUAAUAAUUUAAGUGCCAAAGGCCUUUGAAACUUUUUUUGCCCUGACAUUACUUUCUCUAUUUACAUAAAAAAAAUAUCUUGAUGUACAUCUUUUAUUAAAACUACUGAAUUCUUUUCUAUGCUGCUUUGUUGUUCAACAACCCCUCCAAUAACUGCUUAUAAUAUUUCUUUUAAAUAAUGAAUAUUUUGCAUUAUAAGGGUAGCUGAAUCAAUUAAUAAAUAAAGUAACCUUAGUAAAUGGCAAUUCAGAUUCGAAUUUAAUUUUAAAUGUAACUCAAUUGAAAACAAAUAUUCGACUCUACACAUAUUAUAGAGAUGAUUGUAUUUUUCUCUGUAGAAAAUAUUCUAUUCUUAAUGUAAUCAGGGCUUCCCAGUCUAUCAAUGGAGUAAUUGAAUAUGUUGUAAAUAUUGUUUUUUCCUAUAAGGUGCACAAUGGAUUUAAAAACUGUAUGCAUUUUACUAAUAUAUAUAUUAUUACCUAUAUUCAUUACUGGUAUCUCUAUGAAUUAAUUGUUAUACAUUAAUUGUCUCGAUAAAGGAUUGCAUUAUUUUAAGAAUAAUAAUUUCUUAAACAAAUUAUUAGCAGUAAAAAAUAAUUUCUGAUAAUUUAAAUAAGCAUAUCCAGAAAGAGCCCUUUAUCUUUGAUAAAGAUAAAUGAAUAGUUGUAUUAUCAUUAAAUAUAACAAAAGGAAUCCUUAUUUAAUAAUUCAACUGAAAAACUGAUACAUAGUUAGGUUAUAUAUAUUAAAUAUAUAUUCAGUUAAAAAAUAUAGCUGAAAUUAAAAAAAAAAAAAUGCAUCUUUGGCAAUGAGGCAGGGCAAUAAUAUUCAAAUAUUUUUUGUUCUUUCUUUGCAUUAUUAUUCAAAAUAAUGAUUUUUUAAUUGAAAUUAUAGUUAUAUUUUUUAAAUAUAUAUUCAUUUCAAAUAAUAUUUUGUUUUGGGAGAGGGAGAAUUUGAAACCAUUACAAUCAAGGAGUUUCUAAAACUUUUGAGAAAAAUGUUUUGUGAAAGCUAAUUUCAUGAAAUAAUUGAGUUAUAAUUUAAGAAUUCAUUUUAACUCUUUGAUAUUGUUUGUUUACAUCAUAGAUAAACUUAUUUAACACCAUGCAUAAUUUUAAAAGUUUCUAUUUUCAGUGACCAAAGAAUAAAGGGCAUCUCAAGUUUCAUUUCUUAUAGGCCCAGUGAUUAUUUUUAGAAUGUUUUUUUUUUUUUUUUUUUUUUUUAUUUGUUGAUGUCCAUUUUAUAGCAUAUAAAUAUUUAAAAAUUUAUUUUUUGAUUAUUGUGACUUUCAUAAAGGCCAAACAAAUGUUGAUAUUAAUAAUCAAAAUUUUAUUUGUUCCAAUAUGCUUUCUUUGCUAUAUAUCAAUGACAAAAACAAUUUUAUAAUGUAUAUAGAUUUUUCUAACACUGCAAUAAUUUGUAAAUAUAUUCAUCAGUGAUUUUGGCACUUAAAAUCAUAGAAUUUUCAUCUUAACACAAUUGCAAUAAGUUGCUCAUCAAUUAUAUUAUGAUAAAUUUAUCAACACUUUUGGGUAAUGAAAAAGUCAGUGAUGCAAUCUUGCACUUUAACAAAUGCCUUUCCACCAGGAAAAAUAAAUUAUUCUGAUUUAACAAUUUUACAUACCCUAUAUGAUGGUCUUAAUAUGAAUAUUUUAAUAAGUUCAUUGUUUAAUUAUAAAGUCAACCUACUACUUAGUUUCAUAACCAAGUAUCAACAUCUAGUUGAUGGUUGUAAAGGCUUUUAUACUUGUUUUAAAUUUGUAAUGACUUUUCUUAAAAAUAUAUUAAUGUGACUAUUAUAUAAGUAUUUUUUUUUUUUUAAAUAUCAAAAUUUUGCAGGUAGGAGAUUGUAACAUCAGUUUUGUACAAUAACUGGAUUUAUUAGUUACGUGUUGAAACAAAAAUAAGAAAUUGCAUCUGCUGACUAAGUGUUAAAAUCGCCAAAUUUUAAAGAAUUGACAAUUUUUAAUGAAGCAAACGUUUAAAAUUAGUUGCUUUUUAUUACUCAUUAUGCCUUUUUUUAGAGAAUAUCUGCAUUUAAACAUAUCCAUUAAUUGAAACGUCUACCAUUUUAUUAACUUCCCUGUUUGUGAUCUUAGAUUCUUGAGAUUUAUAUUCUUUUUUCUUUUGCAUUU